AUGGGCAACCCUCACGUCUUCUUCGACAUUGGUUUCGAUAAACAGCCAGUGGGCCGCAUUGUAUUCGAGCUAAGGAGUGAUGUUGUUCCAAAAACCGUAGGGAACUUCCGUGUGCUUUGUACCAAACCAGAAGGCAAGGGGUUUAAGGGAUCAAUUUUUCACCGAAUAAUUUCUGGCUUUAUGUGCCAAGGUGGAGAUUUCACAAAAGGCAAUGGCACAGGGAGCAAAUCCAUCUAUGGUAACAAAUUUCCAGAUGAGAACUUCCUACUCAAACAUGAAGGAGCAGGAACACUGUCAAUGACAAAUGCUGGGCCCAAUACAAACGGAUCACAAUUUUUUACCUGUACUGAGAAAACUAGUUAGUUGGAUGAGCAUGUUGUGUUUGGCCGUGUGGUAGAAGGCAUGGAUGUCGUACAACAAAUGGAAUCAAAGGGAUGGCAGAGUGUUACUGUUACUGUUCGCAUUCUUGACUGUGGAACAAUGUGA
Hypanus sabinus (Atlantic stingray) is the source of this 486-nucleotide messenger RNA. Its product is annotated as peptidyl-prolyl cis-trans isomerase F, mitochondrial-like. Gene Ontology annotation, molecular function: peptidyl-prolyl cis-trans isomerase activity. Gene Ontology annotation, cellular component: intracellular membrane-bounded organelle. NCBI's taxonomy places the organism in Eukaryota, Metazoa, Chordata, Chondrichthyes, Myliobatiformes, Dasyatidae. Gene Ontology annotation, biological process: protein folding; protein peptidyl-prolyl isomerization. The record is from RefSeq and is a predicted model, not a curated record.